CAGGCGGUGAUUGGCUGAGAGCCGAGGCGCACGUGCUCCUGCUCUACGCCUGCUGCCCGAGACUUCAGAGCCUCACAACAAGCUCGAGCCGCCUCAGCCACGGUGUCCGGAGAGCCGCGGUCCCGCACGAGUCCCGUCCGACCGAGCAAACGACUCCCAGGAACCGGCGCGAGCAGCAGCGAUGAGGAGGCACGUGCGCGUGGCCGCCUGGCUCCAACUUUUCACGGCGUGCCUGGUGUUCGGAGGGGACGGUGAUUACUGUGAGGUGAAUGUGUGCAGUAACGGCGGAACAUGCGUGAAUGGACUUGGAGAUAAAUUCAUCUGUAUCUGCCUCGAUGGAUUCUCUGGAGAAACCUGCAACGACACUGAGACAGGGCCCUGUUUCCCCAACCCCUGCAAGAAUGACGCCAUCUGCGAGGUGACGGGCCAAACCCGCCGAGGUGACGUCUUCAGUGAGUACGUCUGCAAGUGCCAGCCAGGCUUUGAAGGAGUUCACUGCCAGAACAGUGUCCAAGGCGCCGAUUUGAGUUCAAAUAAAGAUGUGAAUGACUGUGCUGCUCAGCCGUGCGAGAAUGGAGGCACCUGCAGGGACCUGGAUGGGGACUUUAAGUGCCACUGCCCGUCCCCCUACGUGGGCAAACACUGCCAACUGCGCUGCAUUUCUCUCCUCGGCAUGGAGGGAGGCGGCAUCUCUGAGUCCCAGAUCACGGCCUCGUCAGUCCGCUACAGUCUGCUGGGCCUGCAGCGCUGGGGACCGGAGCUCUCCCGCCUGCACAACAAGGGGCUGGUCAAUGCCUGGAGCGCUGCUGCUCAUGAUAGAAACCCAUGGAUCGAGAUCAACAUGAAGAGGAAGAUGCGCUUCACAGGCAUCGUUACUCAAGGUGCCAGUCGUAUGGGAACAGCGGAGUUCAUCAAGGCCUUCAAGGUGGCCUCCAGCCUGGACGGCAAGACGUACACCAUGUACAGAACAGAAGGACAGAGGAGAGACCAUAUAUUUGCGGGGAACAUGGACAACGACAGCACUAAGACCAACCUGUUCGACCCCCCAGUCAUCGCCCAGUACAUCCGCAUAAUCCCUGUGGUGUGUCGCAAGGCCUGCACCCUGCGCAUGGAGCUGGUUGGCUGUGAGCUCAACGUGUAUUCAAACACUUCAGGUUGCUCAGAGCCGAUGGGCAUGAAGUCCCGGCUGGUGUCGAACCGCCAGAUCACAGCCUCCAGCACCUUCCGCACCUGGGGCAUCGAGGCCUUCACCUGGCACCCCCACUACGCUCGGCUGGACAAACAGGGCAAGACCAACGCCUGGACGGCUGCCACCAACAACCGCUCUGAGUGGCUGCAGGUGGACCUGGAGUCUCCCAAGAAGAUCACAGGGAUCAUCACUCAAGGGGCAAAAGACUUUGGCAACAUCCAGUUCAUCACAGCCUUCAAAGUGGCCCACAGCGAUGACGGGAUGUCCUGGACCAUCGUGAAGGACGAGACCACGAGGAUCGACAAGAUCUUCCCAGGCAACAGCGACAACAACGUUCACAAAAACAACAUCUUCGAGCCGCCGUUCUACGCUCGAUACGUGCGCAUCCUGCCGUGGGAGUGGCACGAGCGCAUCACCCUGCGGAUGGAGCUCCUGGGCUGCGACGAGUAGCGCCUCCGUACCUGUCUCUGUUUCCUCCUCCUCUCUCUACCUCUCUACGUUCCCUCCCUCGUCUCCCCGCUGAGCUACACCUGCACUGCCUUGCUUUCAGCACCAGGGGGCAGUGCACCACUGCUCCAGCCCAGGCUGCUUAAAACGUUACCCCUAACCACUGACACCAAUCUACAGAUUUAGCCCCGUUCCCUUAACUUUACCACCACAACCAAACCUGCGAUCAUAAAUCACAAUUUAUCGACCCUUCUCUAGUUCUAAUUUUAACGUGAUUAGUCUUUGUCGUAAUCGGGGGUAACUGACUGCCGCUGUAGGAGUUACUGCUGCAUAGAUUGUGAUUCUAGACUCGCUCUGCCUGGAACAUUGAACCUCUAAGACCCACAGCUGAUGAUGUACAUAAGCUCCACCUCACGAGCUGCCCCCCUCUUGUAACCAAUACUUGCCAUUCCCCCAGGACACACGUUGAUAGAUACGUUGAUGCUUGAGGUUGAUUGUUUUCCUCACCCAAACUCAAAUCUUCUCCUAAUCUUUGUUAAAUUAGUGGAAUGUGCAGGUAACCUGUAAUUUGUUUGUUUACAGUAUUGAGCAUUUUCCUGCUUGCAGUUAAGUUUUGUAACAUUACAGUGAGCUUGAUUAGGAGCGUAAUACAGUAGUCACUUUGUUAAACAUGCAGGAGCUGAUGACAGAGGAGUGAACGUCCACCUAGUUCAGCUUUAACUGCGUCACAUGAAAUUCAGCCCGAGGCCGUGAUCCCAUUUGGCCAAAUCAGGGUAAAUCUUUGUGCCAACCCACAUUCACAUUUUUGUUCCUGUGGGUUUAUUUGUAAAACUAAGCUGCAACGCGAUGCUCUGCGUUUUUUGGACGUCAGACCCUCACAGUCUAACAGAUGGAAGAGAUCCCAACACUGACAGUUCGGUUGUAAUUAGUUCCUUGGACACAUCUGGACAGUUGUUGGUGUAUUCAUAUUGUUCCUGGCUGCUACAUCAGAUGUGUAUCAGAUUUCACGUAGUUUAAUUUCAAACAUUUCUAGAUUUAGUAUUUUGUUUCCUUAAUAGACUGUUCAAUCACAAUAUUAUGAGUAAAUAUCAAGUCUUAUGCGUAUUACUGGUGGUUAGCAUCAUAAUCUAGGAGACUAACUGUAGCUUUUGAUUGAUGUUAUUGUCUCAGGUUGCAGCAGAUCUGCUCCUAAUGUACAGUCAAAGCCACUGAAGCUCCACUAACCUGCUCACCCGCUAACCCGUUCACGCUGUUCCACUCUGACCUUUUUGUGUUAUAUAUAUUUGAAACAUUCAGAAAAUACAGAGCCCAGUGUUAUUCUUUAAAAAACAGUAAAUAUGCUCAUUGUUACAUGUAGAGGAGGACGGUGGAUUAACAGACGAGUUGUCAGAUUAAACAGCCGGUGCGUUAGUGACGCUCUGGGAUCGGUUCAUGUGACUGUAUGUGAUGUGAACCAUAUAUUGAGGGUCCAACAUUAUUUCUGCAGCUCAAAGCUGUGGCCCCACUGAUAAAAGUGUGAGAGCGAAACCGAAUCCAAAUAGAUUUUUACGCUUAGACUGGACGUGUGACACGGCACCGCCGUCGCCCCCUCACAGUAUUCUAAACCUUUCCACCCCAUGAAUUAUGAAUUAUGGGCUUGUGCAAUAUUAUACUGUGUUAGUUUUGAUGAUUAUUAAUUCAAGGUCCUUUAAAAAUGCAUGAGGGGAUAGUAGUGACACUCGAGGAUGGAUGUUGGUGUCAAACACUGUACAAUAUUUGUUAUUGUUGCAGAUGAGUCCCCUGUUUGUCUGUUCAUUUUCACAUCUGCAUGCAUUAUACCAACAAAGAUCAGAACUGAUUAGUGACAUAGCUUUUUUGUAACGUUCAUCAACAUUCAAUAUAUUGUAGCGACCUUGUUUCUUUGCUGUUCUGGUUUUCAGUGAUUAUAAAUUGGAUGUGAUUUAUGGUAUUAUAUGAGUUAAUUUCAUAGAAGUUUCACUGGAUUUGAAGCUUUUUUUUUUUACUCCACUGAUGUGUUUCUAAGAGGAUUACUUAAUAUUUCACCUUUGUAUCUUUGACUGAAGAAUAAAGAGUUGGGGGAAAAACGAA
Messenger RNA from Betta splendens (Siamese fighting fish), 3724 nucleotides. It is a transcript of the gene mfge8b, whose product is annotated as milk fat globule EGF and factor V/VIII domain containing b. The transcript is spliced from 11 exons. Gene Ontology annotation, molecular function: calcium ion binding. The record is from RefSeq and is a predicted model, not a curated record. Lineage: Eukaryota; Metazoa; Chordata; Actinopteri; Anabantiformes; Osphronemidae. Bases 182 to 1639 code for a protein of 485 amino acids.